Penicillium malachiteum is the source of this 249-nucleotide messenger RNA. RefSeq lists its product as uncharacterized. Bases 1 to 249 code for a protein of 82 amino acids. Lineage: Eukaryota; Fungi; Ascomycota; Eurotiomycetes; Eurotiales; Aspergillaceae. The record is from RefSeq and is a predicted model, not a curated record. The transcript is spliced from 2 exons.
AUGACAUCAGAGGCGAUCAAGAAGCAGAAUGACUAUAUUGGUAUUCACCGGCCUAUCGUUAUUGGAAUUGGCUUAUCCCUGGGGUUUACGGCAACAACUCUUAUUAUACUACGUUUGUACGCAUAUUUCGUGAUUGUCCACAAGGGUGGACGUCCCCUUAUCGCAGCCUGUAUUUCCCGGAUCUCCCACAUGGUCUUUGCAAAGGAUAUUGGAAAGCCGACUUUUGGUUCGUCUGGACUGGAUGUAUGA